Fraxinus pennsylvanica is the source of this 2106-nucleotide messenger RNA. NCBI's taxonomy places the organism in Eukaryota, Viridiplantae, Streptophyta, Magnoliopsida, Lamiales, Oleaceae. The record is from the annotation of a GenBank genome assembly.
AUGAAGGAGGCGGUGGGAAAGACUUUGGACUCGGAGUUGUGGCAUGCCUGUGCUGGAGGCAUGGUCCAGAUGCCUCCAGUGAACUCCAUGGUCUUCUAUUUCCCUCAAGGACACGCUGAGCAUACUCUCACUAGUGUGGAUUUCACUGCCCUGCCUAGAGUUCCACCUAUGAUUCUCUGUAGGGUUGCUGCGGUGAAAUAUUUGGCAGACCCCGAAACUGAUGAGGUUUACGCAAGGAUUAGGCUGAUCCCAAUUGAGAACAAUAAACACAGUUUUGAAGAUGAUGGAAGUUUGGGGAGUAAUGGAUCUGAAUUGAAUGAAAAGCCCACUUCUUUCGCAAAAACACUGACCCAAUCUGAUGCAAACAAUGGUGGGGGGUUCUCGGUCCCAAGGUACUGUGCAGAGACAAUUUUCCCGCGGUUGGAUUAUACAGCUGAUCCUCCUUUGCAGACUUUAAUAGCCAAGGAUGUUCAUGGGGAGACUUGGAAGUUUAGACAUAUCUAUAGAGGGACGCCAAGAAGGCAUUUGUUGACCACUGGUUGGAGUUCCUUUGUGAAUCAGAAGAAGCUGGUUGCAGGGGAUUCAAUUGUAUUUUUGAGGGCAGAAAAUGGGGAUCUUUGCAUUGGAAUUCGAAGAGCCAAGCGCGGUGUUGGCUUUGGUGGGCAUGAGACCCCAUCUGGGUGGAACUCUAGUGGUGCUGGAAAUUUAGGGGGAUUUUCAGCCUUUCUGAAGGAAAAUGAAAACAAGCUGAUGCAUAGAGGUGGUAAUAAUGGGAAUCUAAUGGAGAGGGGGAGAGUCAAGCCUGAAUCGGUUUUCAAUGCCACACUCCUUGCUGCCAGUGGCCAACCUUUUGAGGUGGUUUAUUACCCAUGUGCAAGGACGCCAGAGUUUUGUGUGAAGGUGUCAUCCGUGAGAGCGUCUAUGAGGAUCCAGUGGUGCCCUGGAAUGAGGUUCAAGAUGGCUUUUGAAACUGAGGAUUCCUCACGUAUUAGCUGGUUUAUGGGAACUAUAGCUUCUGUUCAGGUUGCUGACCCCAUUUGCUGGCCUAAUUCAAUGUGGCGUCUUCUUCAGGUGACGUGGGAUGAACCAGAUUUCCUGCAAAAUGUGAAGUGUGUUAGCCCAUGGCUAGUUGAAUUGGUCUCAAAUAUGCCUGUUAUUCAUCUGUCACCAUUCUCGCCACCAAGGAAAAAGUUGUUUUUACCGCAUCAUUCAGAUUUUCCAAUUGACGGUCGCUUUCCCAUGCCAUCAUUUUCUGGCAAUCCCAUUGGACCAAGCAGUACCUUUAGUUGUCCAUCUGACACCAUCUCUGCAGGUAUACAGGGAGCCAGGCAUGUUCAAAUCGGAGUCCCUUUAACGGAUCUCCACUUUAGCAACAAACUGCAGUUGGGACUGUUACCCAGUGUCCUGCAUCUUGAUCCCCAUGCUAAAACUUCUGAUGAUAUUGUUGGAAACCGCAUGGAUAGUAAUGAAAAUAUAUCUUGCUCGUUAAGUAUGGGGAAUUAUAGUAAGAAGUCAGAGAAAACUGACCAUGUAAUAACGCCUCGGUUUGUACUCUUUGGUCAGCCGAUACUCACUGAGCAGCAGAUGUCUCUUGAUUGCUCUAGUGAUGCAGUUUAUAAACUGUCAUCGGUAAGGAGUUCCUCAGGUGGGACACCAUUCAAGGCUGAAAAAUCUGUUUUUGACCGACAAGGUAUUCCAAGAAGUUUGUCCAAUGCUCAGUUCUUGUGGAAGCCAGGCUGUCAUGCACCUGAAGUUGCACUGGAUACUGGUCACUGCAAAGUAUUCUUGGAGUCAGAGGAUGUGGGCCGGACCGUUGAUCUAUCAGUUCUUGGAUCAUAUGAAGAGCUAUAUAAAAGGUUAGAACACCUGUUUGGGAUUGAAAAAUCUGAAGUGAUGAGUCUUGUGUUCUAUAGUGAUGCAGCAGGUUGUGUUAAACAAGCUGGAGAUGAACCGUUCAGUGAGUUCAUGAAGACAGCAAAACGAUUGACAAUUCUCAAGAGACCCAGUAGUCAAAGUGAUGAAAGGAAAUUGAUUACUGGUGUGCCGACUGCUGAAUGUGGACUAGAUUCAACUAACCGUGCAGGACCCAUGAGCGUAUUUGUUUAG